AUGGCAGAUGGCAGAAUUAUUCCACAUUCUGGCAAGUUUUUCGCAUCUGCUACACAACGCACUCAAACUUGGGACGGGAUACAGCAGGAUAUAACUGGGAAGUUCUGCCAGAAGCUUGUUUAUGAGGUUGAUGCUGCGGUCCGAUUACUUGGUAACAAUGUCAAUACUACUAUUGCAGAAAUUCAGGCCACCUUGUACUGGAUCAAUCAGUCUGAAGAUAAGCGUGAAAGAUAUAUAGAGAUAGCAAAAGUGCAGGCAACAAACAAAGAAUGGGUGCAGAUGAAAGGGAAAUUUGUAAUAAAUAGUUUCGCAUCUCAAGUCAUCAUAUUUUUACAAGGUCCUUCUCCAGGCAUCGAUAUUCUUCUCAAGAGCUUGGUUGUGAAACAAGCAGCUAAAGAAACUCCGUCUCCUCGUCCAAUGAUUAAGGAUCCAGGAUAUGGUGUCAAUAUAAUUACGAAUAACAACCUUAAUCAUGGAUCAUUAUCUGGGUGGUUUCCACUCGGUAACUGCAGACUUAGUGUUGGAAAAGGCUCACCUCUUGUUCUUCCUCCCAUAGCUAAAGAAUCCCUUAGAACUCAUCAUCGUCAUCCUUUAAGUGGUAGAUACAUUAUUGCGAAAAAACGUACAAAAAAGACUACGGGUCCAGCUCAGAUGAUCACAGGCAAGGUUAAACGCUAUCUUACAUAUCAGGUAUCUGCAUGGGUUCGAAUUGAUCAUGCAGGUUCAGGGAAUUCUAGUACUCCUCAGAUUGUGCGACUUGAUCUUGGUGUGGAUGAUCAAUGGAUCAAUGGAGGACAAGUCGAGCUAGUUGAUGAUGAAUGGCACGAAAUUGCUGGUUCUUUUCGGAUUGAAAACGAACAACCAGCUGCCAAAAUUAUGGCUUGCAUUUGGGUCCUGAUCCUGGGGUUGACUUAA
Oldenlandia corymbosa var. corymbosa is the source of this 915-nucleotide messenger RNA. NCBI's taxonomy places the organism in Eukaryota, Viridiplantae, Streptophyta, Magnoliopsida, Gentianales, Rubiaceae. The record is from the annotation of a GenBank genome assembly.